Chrysoperla carnea is the source of this 3876-nucleotide messenger RNA. Its product is annotated as apoptosis-stimulating of p53 protein 1-like. The coding region runs from base 155 to 3838 and encodes 1227 amino acids. Lineage: Eukaryota; Metazoa; Arthropoda; Insecta; Neuroptera; Chrysopidae. The record is from RefSeq and is a predicted model, not a curated record. The transcript has 10 exons. Gene Ontology annotation, biological process: regulation of apoptotic process. Gene Ontology annotation, cellular component: nucleus. Gene Ontology annotation, molecular function: p53 binding.
UAAAGCAAACACAAGGACUAAUAAUAUUCGUCUGAGUGACUUCAUUAGUUUCACAUAUGCAGUAAAAAAAAUUUCCCCAUUGACUAACAACAAUUUCUAACACAUAGUGUAGUACAGUGGUAACCUUUAUCUAUCACAUAAGUAUAGUGACACAAUGAUUUCGAAUAAUGACAAACGUCAUCGAAUUGAUGAUAACGAUACCGAUAAAUAUACGACGAGUUCGACGACAAAAAACGACAACGAUAAUGAACAACAAAUAAGAAAAUAUAUGACACUACAGUCUUCUAGAUGUACGGGGAGUGCAGGUGUUGGAGGGGGUGGUGCUAUAAAACGAUUGUUAUCAGAAAGUGUGCCAUCAUUGUUAGCGCCUAGUGUAAUAUCACUGUUUCAAAAUAAUAAUAAUAAUAAUAAGAAAAAAAAUGUACAAGCUGAGAAUAUUCGUAUAAUAGUUGAAGAUGUUGAUAUAGAACGCGUCGGCGAUGAGGUAAAGUCGCUAGAUGGUGAUGAUGAUCAAUGUAGCAGUGGUGUAAGACACCAACCAGAUAAUAUAGAUAAUACUGAGGAGGAUGAUUCUUGGGUGGUUGGUAUUACCCGAAGCAAUGCAGUACAAUUCGCAGAUGAGACAAGUCGUGCUCGAACACUUCAAAGAACAUUGAAAUAUGCUGGAUAUAAACCUUUGCCGGACGGAGUGCAGUUAACCUUAAGCGAACUGCGCGACAUGGCUUACCGGCAGCAACAUCAAAUCGAGUCGCAACAUCAAUUGCUAGCGGCAAAAGAGCAACGAUUACGGUACCUGAAAGAACAAGAAGCACGACAUCAACGAGUUGCGUCUGAGAAUGAACGAUUAAGACGGUUGCGUGAUCGUGUUGAAGCUCAAGAAUUAAAACUACGAAAGCUUCGUGCACUUCGUGGACAAGUCGACCAAAAUAAACAGAAUAAUGCCUUACUUACUAGUGACCUUGACUCAAUUCGAGCACUUUUUAACGAGAAAGAAAAAGAAUUAAGUGUAGCUGUUGCCAAAGUAGAUGAAUUAACACGUCAACUCGAAGAUUUACGACGAGGUCGAGCAUCCGAACCACCUUCAGCAGCGGCCUUAGAACUGGAAAAACUCCGUAGGGAAUUAAUGUAUAGAAAUAAAUUAAAUGAACAACAGAAUGCGAGAUUAAAUCAACAGCGUGAAGCAUUAACACAACGACAAGAAGAAAUGACGAAUAUAGAUAAACGAAUAUCUGAAUUACAAGACCGACUACAUCGAAAACGUAUUCUUAAUCAACAACUUGCUAAUCAAAUCACUGCUGCUUCAAAUAAAUCAUCACAACUGCCCAAUCAAAUAACAAAUCAUGGAAUGUUAAAUACUCAAUUAAUCAACAAUAAUCCACAUAAUGUAUUAAAAAAACAACAGUCAAGAGGAAAUAUUGCUGCUAUUGAACCAUAUAAUCAUAUACCAUCAUCCAAUACAAAUACCAAUACAAACGAUCAUCAUUUUAAUGAUAAAUUAUUACAAAAGAAUUAUUUUAUACCUGUUAUAUCAAAUCAACUAAAAAAUACAAAUUUAAACCAAAAUGAAAAUAUCAACAUGUACAAAAAUCAUAAAGAUGAAUAUCACGAAUUAUUAAACAAUACCAAAAAGAAUAAUACAAAUCAACAAUAUCAACAACAUUUACAACAACAAUUACAACAGCAACAACAACAGCAGCAAUUACAACAACAAGAGCAAUCUGAACAUCAACAAUAUAUCAACAAAGGUGGCGAAUUUAGUAACGAUUACAUAACAGAAUUUAGUGCAACAAAAUCAGAUCCAAAAUAUCAAACACUACCAUAUAAUACAAAAUUCUCUGUAAAUUUUCUACAAAAAAAUAAUCGUGAUAAUAAUAUUGAACAAGAAAAUAAAGAUAAACAACAACAACAACAACAACAACAGCAGCAGCAACAAUCAACAAUACAACAAGAAUCAACAGAUAAUAUUCAACAACAAUUUAACAAUAAUAUAUUAAAAUCACCUCCGCCGUCAACACUGAAUACACUUAGUGGAGGAUAUCAGCAACAUAUGACUGUACAUAGUACACCUUUGUCAACAAUUAACAAAGGUUUAGCGGUGCCAGUCAAUCAAAAUGAACAAUUAACGAAUCAGCAACAAGAAAAGAAUUAUAUCAAACAAUUUAAUGAACAACAAAAAUUACUUCAAUCUAGCGAGCCUAAUAAUCAUGUGCAUCCACAACUAAUCAGCACAAGUAGAGGUCAACCGGUAGGUGGCCCAUCGUCAACUACAUCCACAUCAGCCACUUUAUCAACUACGAAUAGUCAAAGUUUAAGUAAUAAUCAUAUUCAGAAAUCAUCAAAUAACGUCCCAUCAUCAACAGCUCCUUCUUUACUUCAUGGACCAAAUAAAUUAUCAACAAUUUAUCAAACAUCAUCAACUAAAAUUCAACCAGUACAACCGCAAACAAUACAAUCAACAAAUUUACAGCAACAGCAAGUAAUGGGAACAACACAAUCAUCUUCAUCGAUAGCACCAACUAAUAGUAGCAGUUCAUCAACAAUUCCACAAUCUGAUUUAGCUAACUACAAUAACAAUGAUAAAUCACCUAAACCAAUUCUACCACCAAAACCUGCAAUUAAACCACCUCCUAGACAAACACAACCAGCCGGUUCAUCGUCUCCAACAACAGAAUUAGAUGUAAAAAAUAAAGAACCUCCUCCUCCAAUACCGACAUCCGAUAUUCCACAAGAUAAUAAUCCAUCAACACCACCUAUUCAUACAAUAAUAAAACCAAAUUAUGAUAACAAACCAAUCAAAGCGAAACCAUUGACAAUUAAAAAGCAACCUCCUGGAGAACAACCAAAAUUACGCGCGAUACCUAAAGUGAAUGGGGUUCAUGUUACGAUAAAUCGACGAAUUGAAAUGCCACCUGCUUUCCUGUUUCCUGAAAAUGAAUCACCUCCAUCCGAUUUAAUAAAUUCACAAGAUCGAAAACAAUCAUCGAAUGAGAUAUCAAAAAGUAAGAGUCUCGACACUGUAGAUCGGAUUCAACAAUCGGAUGAAAAGAAACUGCAAACAACUGAUUUAGAUGACGAGAAUAAGAAAAACAUAUCGAACAGUGAUAUCACUUCAGCAUUGGAUAAAAUGAUAUCGAUGAAUAUCAAUACAGACAAUGUAAUACGUAGAGUAAAUAAGGGUAAUUUAAAACAAACGGGUAAAGUAAAUUUAUCACGACGAGUUAGUUUUGAUCCACUUGCCUUAUUAUUGGAUGCGAGCUUAGAAGGAGAAUUAGAAUUAGUGAAAAAGACAGCAACACAAGUACCAAAUCCAAGCGCAGCUAAUGAUGAAGGUAUUACAGCAUUACAUAAUGCAAUAUGUGCGGGCCAUUUAGAAAUUGUACAAUUUUUGGUUGAGUAUGGUUGUGAUGUGAAUGCACAAGAUAGUGAUGGAUGGACACCGUUACAUUGUGCUGCAAGCUGUAAUAAUGUAGCAAUGGUACGUUUUUUGGUUGAACAUGGUGCAUGUAUUUUUGCUACCACAUUAUCAGAUCAUGAAACUGCAGCUGAAAAAUGUGAAGAAGAUGAGGAAGGUUUUGAUGGAUGUUCCGAAUAUUUGUACAGUGUACAAGAAAAAUUGGGAAUAUUAUGUGGUGGAGCUGUAUAUGCCGUAUUUGAUUAUACUGCUCAACAACCGGAUGAACUAAGUUUUUCAGCAGGCGAUCAACUUACAAUCAUUCGAAAAGGAGAUGAAAAUGAGCGUGAAUGGUGGUGGGCUCGAUUGGGUGAUCAAGAGGGAUAUAUUCCACGGAACUUGUUGGGGCUCUAUCCUAGAGUCACACCGAAGUCAACGAACGAAUAGUAAUAAAAAAUUAUUCUUAUAAAAAAUAAAUUUGUAUA